GGGAGCCGGUCAGACGGCGGGGGAGGGACCUGGAUGGGCCCCGGUUUCCGACGUUCGAAGCCAGUCGGCCACCGGGGGCGCGCGCGGGCUGUCGGCGCUCUAGCCCGCCCACGUCCUCUAUGGCCACCGCGUUUCCGGGCUGCGCUGUGGCGCGCGAGGGCUGCCCAGCUCCGCCGCCGAGACGUCCAGCUCCUCGGGUGCUGAGCCCGCGGGACCCGAAGGCGCGGUCGCGGAUGCCAGCUUGGCCACCCCUGACCCAGCCCCAGUCGUGCCUCUGUGUGACCCCUAACCCCAUCGCAACUGGACGGAUCGGACCCCCUGGGAACCGCCCUGCCCCUGCUCUGAGCGGGACCCCUCAUCCUGCCCGUCUGGCCCUGAACGCGGCCCCCGCCCCAGGGCCGCGCCCCCUGGCCAUGCGCGGGAAGCUGCUGCCCCUGGCCGGCCUCUACCUAGUGCAGGGCCUGCCCUACGGCCUGCAGUCAGGCCUGCUGCCCGUGCUGCUGCGCGCCCGUGGCCUUUCCCUGACGCGCGUGGGGCUGGCCAAGGCGCUGUACGCGCCGUGGCUGCUCAAGCUCUUUUGGGCCCCGCUAGUAGACACGUGGGGCUCCCCAAGGGGCUGGCUGGCACUCAGCACGGCUGCCUUGGGCCUGGUGUGCGGGCUGUUGGCAGCCCUGCCUCCUGCCGGCGCCGGCGGGGCCGCGCUGCCUGUCUCGGUGGCGGCGCUGCUCCUGCUGCUGAAUCUGGCUGCGGCCGUGCAGGACGUGGCCCUGGACAUGCUGGCCGUGCGGCUCCUGGAGCCGGCUGAGCUGGGGCCCGGCAAUACCGUGCAGGUGGUUGCUUACAAGCUGGGGGCCGCCCUGGCCGGCGGUGGGCUGCUGGCCCUCCUGCCCGCGCUCUCCUGGACGCUGCUCUUCCUGCUCUUGGCCGCCACCUACUGGCUGGCUGCAGCCGCGGCCUGGGUGGCGCCCGCCCUGCGACAGCUGCCCACACCCCCGCCCUCAGCGCACCCCCGCCCCAGCCUGCACCUUCAGCAGGACUUGCUGGCAGUGCCUGGGACCCUGUGGACAGCGGGCUUCGUGCUCACCUACAAGCUGGGUGAGCAGGGUGCCAGUGGCCUGUUCCCACUCCUCUUGCUGGACGGCGGCAUCUCCACCCCAGAGCUGGGGCUGUGGAACGGUGUGGGUGCUGUGCUCUGCUCCAUUGCUGGCUCAUCCCUGGGUGGGGUCCUGCUGGCCAGGCGUUGGCAGCCACUGCCCCUCCUGAGGUCAGUGCUUCGGUUCCGUCUUGGGGGCCUGGCCUACCAGACUGCCCUGCUCUUUCAGCUGAACAGCCCCAGAGCCAACCCCGUCCCUGGCACAGUCCUGAGAGGGGCAGCCCUGCUGAGUCUGUGUCUGCAGCACCUCCUGGGGGGCUUGGUCACAACCACCACCUUCACCAUGAUGAUGCGCUGCAGUCAGCUGGCACCCAGUGCCCUGCAGGCCACACACUACAGUCUCCUGGCCACUCUGGAGCUGCUGGGGAAGCUGCUGGUGGGCACACUGGCGGGAGCCCUGGCUGAUAGCCUGGGGCCACGCCUCUGCUUCUCUCUCUUCUUAGCUCUCUCAGCCACCCCCAUGCUGUACCUGGGCUUUGCGCCCAACGCCCUGGCCUGAGCUGAAAGGCUGGACUCAUCAAUAAAGUGGAGUGUGCUUCUGGGA
Cervus elaphus (red deer) is the source of this 1697-nucleotide messenger RNA. It is a transcript of the gene SLC33A2, whose product is annotated as major facilitator superfamily domain containing 3. The transcript is spliced from 5 exons. The record is from RefSeq and is a predicted model, not a curated record. Lineage: Eukaryota; Metazoa; Chordata; Mammalia; Artiodactyla; Cervidae. Gene Ontology annotation, biological process: transmembrane transport. Gene Ontology annotation, cellular component: membrane. The coding region runs from base 120 to 1652 and encodes 510 amino acids. Gene Ontology annotation, molecular function: transmembrane transporter activity.